Molecule: messenger RNA, 5417 nt
Organism: Ictalurus punctatus (channel catfish)
Lineage: Eukaryota; Metazoa; Chordata; Actinopteri; Siluriformes; Ictaluridae
Product: equilibrative nucleoside transporter 2
Exons: 14
Coding region: 470-1843 (457 amino acids)
Biological process (GO): nucleoside transmembrane transport; hypoxanthine transport; thymine transport
Cellular component (GO): plasma membrane; basolateral plasma membrane
Molecular function (GO): nucleoside transmembrane transporter activity
Source: RefSeq, a predicted model, not a curated record
CAGAAACAGUAGAAGAAGAGGAGGAGGCACAAUAGGAAUAUCCUGAGGCUGGAAGAUCUGGAGCAGGCAGUUUUGCGCCCGUUGUUCCUAAUGCGUCCAGUAGGGGGAGACUGUACAGUGUAAAUCAUCAGUGCAGAUUUAAUAACAGAACAAAUCUAAAAGCGACACGAAUAAGGAUGUAUGUUAAAUAAUCUGCUCAGGUUUUUGUUGUUCUUUCUGGGUGGGCCGUGUAUCUGCCUGUUCCAGGUCUACACCCUCUCCAUACAGUGGAGCCACGUGUGUGUGAGACGCAGCUCAAGCUCACACUCAGCCUUGUCCAUGUGGAGAGAGGAUUUGAUUUGAAAGGAGGAAUGAUAGACAGUAAUCUCUUCUCUUCUACACCAGGUGGCUGGCAUGUGUAAUCCGUGCACAGAAGUGUACAUGCAUCAUAACCACGAAGACACACCAGCUCCUAGGACACGACUAAACAAUGGAGACUCAAGAGGGAGCACCUCGAGACCGUUGGCAUUUUGUAGGAAUUAUUUUCUUUAUCCUUGGACUGGGAACACUGCUGCCAUGGAAUUUUUUCAUGACUGCUUCAUUGUACUUCAAUAACAGGCUGAACACGUCUGAAUGGAGCAAUGGCACAAUGACGUCCACAAAGGAGUAUUAUUUCAACAACUGGAUGACUCUGCUUUCCCAGCUGCCCCUGCUGCUCUUCACCCUUCUCAACUCCAUCCUCUACCCACGGAUCUCCGAGAAGAUACGGAUAGCAGGUAGCCAGGUCUUCAUCCUCAUCCUCUUCAUCCUCACCGCCAUCCUGGUCAAGGUUCCAAUGGUGCAGGACCGCUUCUUCUCCAUCACCAUGGCAACCAUCUGGUUCAUAAAUUCAUUUGGCGCAGUGCUGCAGGGGAGCCUUUUCGGCCUGGUAGGCUUGCUACCGCAGAAAUACAGCACAUUUUUCAUGAGCGGACAAGGUCUGGCCGGGGCGUUCGCCGCUCUCGCCAUGCUGAUGGCCAUCGCAAGUGACACAAAUGCUGAAACUGCAGCUCUUGGAUAUUUCAUCACUCCGUGUGUGGGGACUCUGGUAACACUGAUCAGCUACCUGCUGCUGCCCAAACUGGAGUUUGCCAGAUUUUACCGAAACAAGAGCAAAGGUCAAAGCUAUGAGGUUGAUGCUUCUAGGGAGCUUCUACCUAAAGGCAUACAGGAGAAUGGGGAACCGAACAGUCAGGCCACUGAUUCGGUGCCCAAUGGAUCUCCCUGCAGUCCGGAGAGUGACGUUGCCAGGCAAGCAUUUGUUAGCAUUGACGCUGAGCAUGACAAGCAAGUAAAGAGCUCCGUGUUGGAAGUGUUAAAAAAGAUUUGGGUAAUGGCGUUCUGCAUAACAUCCGUGUUCACGGUCACACUCGCUGUCUUCCCCGCCGUCACAGUGGACGUGAAGACCGUUUACGAGGGAAAGUGGGAAAAUUAUUUUAUCCCUGUGUGCUGUUUCCUGCUAUUUAACGUGAUGGACUGGAUUGGAAGAUCCAUCACGUCUCAUGUGCGAUGGCCCUCUAAAGAGAGUCGGUUGUUUCCAGCGCUAGUGGUCUCCCGUGUGCUCUUCAUUCCUCUGCUGAUGUUCUGUAAUGUUCAGGAACGUCACUUCAUGCCUGUGCUCUUUGGCAACGACUGGUCCUUUGCCAUCAUCAUGGUUUUCUUCUCAGUGUCCAGCGGUUAUUGCGUCUGCCUGUCUAUGUCUUACGCACCACAGUUGGUGGCUUCACAAGAUGGAGAGACAGCAGGUGCUCUGAUGACGUUCUUCCUGGCACUGGGACUUUCUUUGGGAGCUGCUCUGUCUUUCUUGCUGCGAUUAAUCAUCUAGUCUAAUCUGCACACAUUUGAGGUUGCCAGGCCUGAUUUAUGCGAUUGCUUCCUGUUGGAUCCUUCACCCACACCAUCUGAGAGGUGUGCUCCGUUACCACAGGAAGCACUCGGGACAAAACGAGCUAAUCACUUUAUGUAGAAUAUUUUAGCAUUAUUUGUAAAAUAAUUUAGCGGAAGGACUGGAAGAAGAAGAAGAAAACUGGAUGUUGGCCAUUUUUAUUGCGAUCAUUUACUGUAGUUGUAUAUGUUUUAUUUUCCAAAAGGGAAAGGGUCUUUGACCGAACAAAAGUGAAUAGACACAGCAUAUUCUUGAAAAAUAACCCUCAAUUCACUUUAUACCAAAUACUGCUAGAGUAGUUAAAUGAAAUUGAUUGGCUCCUGAGUGGCAUAACAAAAAAGUGAUGGUGUUCCUCUCUCCUGUCAAAUUGUUAUUGUCUGCAGAAGAGGGUAGAUAGUGCCUUCCUUUGAGUGAGUUCAGGUGUCCUGUAACAUGGAAUGAGCAGCAUUCUGGUGGCUAGAUUCAUGCGACCAUGAGGAAGCAAGUGCUAGCAUUCGUCAUCCCUGGUUGUUAGCGGUUACAUAACAGACAGGAAAAUAGGCAGGGGGGAAAAACCCAAUAUACAAUUUUGCCACAGUAAUACAGGAGACACCUGAAAACUACUCUUUUUCCAUUUUAUUUAUUUUUCAGCUAAAGCAACAGUGGGUACGUCAAUGGAUGAAUGGAUGGGAGAAAGAAAGGGAAUCGGCAUGGUUGGAUGGAUGGUUGGGAGAAAGAAUGGGAAUCUGCACAGAUGUAUUGGGGAAAAAGAAUGGAAAGGAGAUCGGCAUGGAUGAAUGGGAAUCAGCAUGGAUGGGAGAAAGAAAGGGAAUCAUCAUGGAUGGCUGGAUGGACAAAUAGGAGACAAUGGAAAUUGGCAUGGAAGGAUGGAUGGGAGAAAAAUGGGAAUCGGCAUGGAUGGGAUUUUUUGGGGGGGGAUUUUAAGGAUUGAUUUUAAAGAUUUUGACUGCAGGACGUUUUAAAUAAUAUUGACUUAAAAGGCUCUAGAGUCUUCUAGAACUGACACAACAGCCAUGUACCUCCUUAUUAUGACCAGAGAUUUCCGUUUGUAUGCUGGCAGGAAAUAAAGGGUUAACCAGGGGUGGUUCCUUAACCAGCAGUGUAAAAAUAGAUGCUGAUUAUGUUAACUUGUAGCCAGUAAACAGUAGCUAAUCAGUAAUAACUAUAACCUCAGAAACAUUCACAUUUCACACCUCGUUUCAUUUCUAUGUAAAAAGGGAAAAAUGAUCAUACUGUGGGGUUUUGGUUUUCCAGACCACGGAGGGGAAAAAGGAAGAGAGAAAGGGAAGUUUUGUGCUUAUUAGUUAUAAGAAACUAUAUAUCACGUUUUAAACCUGGUUCUCAAUGUACACACACACACACACACACGUAAAAACAGUAGAUGAAGAACAUUUAGUAUAUUUCAUAAUGGCUAGAUAUCAGGCUAGAUAUUUAUUGGCUCAGUGUAAAACAUUUUGCAUACAUUUUAAGAUUUUGUUUAAGAUUUAUUAACACUUCGCUUUUUAUACAGAGAAUGACCGAAUUUUAAAACCAUUACCAAAUAUUAAAUAUAACAAAAGUGGAUUGUAAAGGAUUUUUUCUUUUUGGUCUACUUUAUACUUUAAAAUUCAUAUUCAGCAUAAACAUUUGUAACUGUACUCUAGUAAGGAAUAUGUUCUUAGAAUAAGGGAAAAGGUCAUUGCUUGGUUUAGAGAAAAUAUGUUUUCCAUUGAGGAAUUGUUUUGAUGCGUUUUUGAAGAUGGCGUGCAGUGACGCACACUUGCGUGAACGUUCCGAGCAAGAUGUUUCCUCAAACGGUUUCCUAUUUUCUCUGUGCUUGAAUUUUAGGUGGAGUAAAUUACAGGCUUUUACCGAAGCUGUUUUUCAGCUCUGACAGCUCGUCUGCGAGGUCAUUACAGAGUGUUACGACAGCUCUGCGAUUUGGCCCUGUUUUAUUUCGACUGGUUAAAAAGGGAGCAUGAGAGCUGAGGAGGACUUUUCUCAUUUCUUUACAUGCUUUUAUGCUGAAUCUCUGUUUCCAUGGCAGCAUUUAGAAGUGUAGAGGGAUCUGUUAGCACUCAGCGCUGUGCUGCAAAGUCUGUACGCUUGUGAAAGUCGUGUUUGGAGAGUAUAGGAAAACGUUUAAAGCCAUAUUGUUCUCACAGAUUAUGAAUUCGCUGACAGUUAAGAGUCAUCUGAUGUUAUUUUUAAGCAUUAGAAGUUUUUUUUUUUUUUUUUUUUUAAAUUGCAGUAAAUUUCAGUGUUUUAAUCCCAGAUAUGCCUGUGAAUACUGACCUGACAAGUUCAGUUACCUCUUUUCUGUCAUUUAUUUUAUUGUUAUUUUUAGUGUUCUAGUUAUGCAUUAUUAACCCUCCUAUUAUGUUAUUACACAUUUGACUCUUUUUCUCUCUGAACUUUUUUGACUUUCCUUUUAGGGUCAUGUGCUUAUAUAUGCAAAUAUGUCUUCUUAUGGCUUAUCUCGGACAAGGUUUACUGUUUGAAGCUGUUCCUUUGCGUGUAUUUAAACUGUGGAAGUCAUUUUGACACAUAACAUAAUGGAGGUAACUUUUUCCCCCAACAUAAUAGGAGGGUUAAAGAAGCCGUUUUUAAUGUUUAUAGUCCUUGGCUUUCUGGGAGGUGAAAUGUAUGUAACUGAAAACAUUAACAAACAUUGACAAAACAUUGACAAAAUAUGCCUCUUUUGAAACUGCAUAUGCCCCAUGAGUGUUUUUUGUGGUAGGCGGCGCUAAUUUCUGGUCAGGAAAAUAGUGAAUCCACUGCAUGACUAUUUGAAAUCAGUAUUUCUAGUUGUUUAAUAAACAUUACAAACGGCAGCUUUUAAUUAUUCUUUUGUUUUUAAAUCACAAUCACUUAUUUCCUAACCUUUUUUUCCUUUUACAGUCAGGGGUUGCCUAAUUUGACAGCUACAGUCCUCAUACACUUGUUCAUUAUUGUUUUUAAUCCGUUUUCUUCCCUUCCUUCUGUGUUUAAGCUUGACCAAUUUAAGUACUUUAUUUUAUUAACUUGUGUUUUUUUUUUGUUGGUUUAAACUUUAAACGAGGUGAAAAUGAAAGGACUAGGGUUCUCCUAGACCUGUACUAUAACAUGAGAGUAGUUAUAUCAUACACUUUCUGUCAAACUGUCAAUCAAAGUGUUGUGUGUGAUAAUUUAUGACCCUCUGUGCUUCCCUGACUGACAGGUCUGUAGGGGUGGUGAGGGGGGUAACCCUAUGGAGUUUAUCAGAUGAUCAAUCUGGCUCCUUUGUGUCUGGGGGUGUUGUGGAGAGGUGUGUGUUGGGGGGGAAUAGUCCCCCUCCCAACGAAAGGUGUUUAUGUUAAUGAGUUUGGUUUUUGGUGGGGUGAAAUACGUCUGAAAAGAAAUAAUGUUUUUAAUAUGGGGAUGUGUUUGUGGUACUUUGUGGCGUUAUUUCGUUUGUCUAAACACAUUGUUAGAAAAGCAUGAUGUUUGAAUGUGUACAUAUAUGAGUAGAAUAUUUGUUUUGUGAAAUAAAUGAAAACAAUUGUUGAUUAUGUUU